AUGAGUUCUCCUGGCGGAGAUAUAGAUGUCCUUGAAAAUGAAGUCCAAACUAUUUCUCAUGAGCCCACAUCCUACAACGAUUCCAAUGUCUACCUUAGGACCGUAAAGCGUGAAUCAGAUAUACCUACGGAAGAAUUGGCAGAUGCCUGUGGCAGCGAAGAAAUGAGAUAUCUAAAAUCAAAGCUCUUAGAGUGUUCCGAGUCUCUUGCUGCAAGAGGAAGAUUCAUGUACUGUUCCAUGGAUGGCUUAGAAACGAGUACUUGUGACGAUGAAACACAAACUAGAGGAUCAACUAUGAUUUCGAGCAAUUCUAUCGGAGAUGCAGUAGCUAACACAAAUGUAGUACAAAAGUUUGGUGAAGAUUUUUAUCCCGAAUCUGUAAUACCUACACAGUAUACUUGGUUCCAAGAGGAUGGUUUGGUGUGCAGAUAUGUCUAUGAUUUUGUAAUAUACAAUUCUCGUGGCGAACGUUUUACACCAUUGGACUACAUUGGUCGUUUCGGAUCUGAUUUGAUAAUGUUCGCAAAAGUUCGCCAUGUAGGAGUUGUCCACACUAUAUUUGAUUUGAUUGAAACAUCACAUCCUAUAAUGGAACAGUAUCAGGCUAAACGUAAGACAUACCUAGAGCAAAGUGAUGAAUUUCUAAAGGUUCCCAGAAAGCAAAGAUUGUUUCCCAUCCGUAUUAACAUUGUGGACUGGUUUAUGGAUGUCGGAGGUAAGGAAACUGAUAUUCCAUAUCUAUGGGCGAUUUCUGAGAAUGACGUAUACUACAGAUUGGAUAGGGCAUCUGGUAGAUACCUUAACGCCUUUACAUCUUCCCGCAUUUUGUUUGAUAUAACAUCUAGAUUAGUGAAGACAAUGCAGACUGAGGAGGAUGCAUCCUUCAAAGAUGCUGUUUCUUUGAUUUUCUCUGGUUCAGACAAAUUGGCAACUGCUAAACCUACAACUUCAGAUGACAAGGUUACAACUGAUAAAGAUGUCAAUGGUACAGAAUUUGAAAAAAAUACAUGGGGAGCAUCUGUUCAUGUUGAGGGAUCAGAACUUGCUGAUCUUGAUCGUAACUUGGAUAUAAUAUUCACGGAAUGUCGUUGGUAUGAUGCAUUCUUUCGUACAGAAAAGGGAGGAUUGUUCAUGAAUGAACUACUCCAGCGCCUUAAGGAUCAAUUGCCAUUUCACUAUUUUGAUAAAAAAUUAAUGACUAUGGAUUACCGUACAAAAAACUCAUUAGCAAAGGAAUUUGAAUCGCAUUUUAAAGUUGAACCUCUGCCAGAAAUCAAACAGAAACCUGCACCAAAAGUUGGAAGUAGGACUCCAAGGCAGCCUAAAUCAAGGAAGCAAGCCCAAUUUGAUAUUGAUGAAUAUAAUUCUCAGCAUUCACGCACAGAAAUAAAAAGCAAAGUAUCCGGAAGAAUUAUUCGUUGUGGUAAAUUAUUGGCUGAAUCUACAAUACCAGCUCCACAACCACGCAAACAACAGCCACAAACCGACGUACAAAAAACAGAAGAAUACCGCAGAGCCGUUGAAAUUGAAGCAAAGUGUGAUGGAUUUUUAUUACCACUGGACUUUGAUUGCUCGGGUUAUAAUACUUCCAGUGAACCUUCCGAUGAUGGUUCAACUACAACAACCCUUGUUUUGGCUAAUGACGUUGAUGUUCCUCUAACAAGCACUAGAUACUAUCCUAGGGAUCUCCCAUUGAGAUCCCUGAAGUUUUAUAGUACAGAUGAUAUCAUUGAACUUUGCGAUCUUUCUAGGCAAUUUUCUGCAAGUCCAUAUGAUUCUCUCCCAUUGCUUCCUAAACUUAGCUUGGAGCUUCUGGAAUCAUCUCUGAUAUACACUAGCAGUUUAGAUCCGUAUGCACCCCCGGAACCUUCAUCAUUUGAAUUCACAAGGCCACUUUGUAUAUGCUCUAAUCCGAGGUAUGAAUUGAUUUUAAAUGAUAAACCGGUUAACAAGUCGGAUCAGAAUUACGAAGAUGGUCUCCAGUGGUUGUAUCAUCUCAACGAUGAUCUGGUAGAUGAAAAUGAUCUGGAGUAUAUUGAAGAUUUGGAGAAUGGUGUUGUAGAUAAGUUUUUGGUUUUAUUACUAAAGUCGCUUGGUAAUGUAGUUCAUAAGAGUGGAUUUGAGGCAUUCAUACAAGAGCUACGUAAUAGCGAUGAGCUGACUGACAAAAAGAAAGAACUACAGGAAAGGGACCUACAAAUUGCCAUAACAGACGCAGAACUAGUCAAAGAUUUUAUAAAUAAUCAUGGAGGUUGUAUGUAUCGUGGUAGAUUUAAAAAAUUUACCAAUGAUCCGGAGUUUGUGUUACCGUAUAUAAAUUCUCUACGAUGGAACAAAAGGUUCAAAAAACUUUUGAGAGUUGUUUCUGUUUCUGCAAAUUAUAGGUUUAGCACGAUAAGUCAUUUCCAAACAAUGGAUACAUUUACAGUCUCUGUUUCUGUCAGACCUGGAAAUUGCCCUUUGGAAAUAUUAUAUCCUAAUGACGACUCAUUCUCGUUCAAAACUAUUUAUCCAGAAAAUGUAUUUGAGGUUCUUCCAACAUUUAAGAAAACAGUAAAUGUUUGGAGAAGGGAAAAUAAAAUAUUAAAGCAUGUAGAGCAGAAUUGUCUUGAGUCAUUAAAUAAUCGCUUGGCUAAGGAGGGGUUGAACGCGUUUUUUGCUGACAAAGUUCAAUUUCAAGACGAAUAUGUACCUGUACUUGGUUUUGGCUAUCGUGAAUCAGAAUCUCCCUAUCAAGCUGACUGGAUUUUAAAUCCAGAUAUGCUUACAGACUAUACUUGGCCGUUUUUGCUUCGUUCAUACCUAUUUUACGCCCUUUAUAGUUGUAAAUACAACUUUUGUUACAAGCUAAAUUCGUCUGUCUGGGGUGAUCCGAGUGCUAGUGAACUUAAAUUCACAAAAACUGAUGAUGAAACAAGAGAAAAUGGGCUUGAAGAUUCUUUAAGGAACGAUGAUGAGAAUAUUAAUAGUUCAGUAUUAAAUAAUAGUGAUGACGAGGACGAAGCCGAUGAUGUAGAAGACGGAGAUGAAGGUGAUGACGAGGAAGAAGAAAAAACCGAGAGAAGCACAAGGAGAGGUUGGGGAAUUAACCGUUAUUGUCCUUACUAUGAUUUUUCUUUAGAGUGGUAUCCGGAUUCGGAGAGAAUGAAGAGGAUCUUUCAGGGUAGAGUAUCGGAGGAAUCUGUAAAAACGAUCUUUAAUAAGCUCCGCUCUUUAUCGUACUAUGAGCUGGAUGUACGUGAGAGGCUAUCUUUGUUAGUUUGGCUUGGUGAAAUUUUAGCCUAUGGACCAACUGGAAGAGCCUUUAUUGAUUCAAGGAAUGAGGAUUUCUUCCAACUUAGAAGCCAAAUUUCCAAAAAUGAGACUUUUGCUUCCACCGAAAAUUCUGGGUCAGACUUAAAAAAACCUGUGAAACGUCAAAGAGGUAUUGGGCGUGAGAUAGCAGAAUUAGAGGAAAGAUAUUUGCAAAAGGGUACAUUCCUUGGAUGGGAUAGAUUCUACAAUAGUUAUUACUAUCUCGGUUCUGAUUUUGGUCCAAGAAUUUUCGUACAGACACUCCCAAAUACCAAGUUCAAUCAAACUCGUUGCGCUCAAAGAGCAAAAACUUUAAGAUUACCAUCUUUUGGAUCUGAACAAUUUAGUUUUGAUCUAAAUGAAUUUGCUCUUAAGUUUAGUCAGGAUCGUCUUUUCCCUACAGAAGCUCGUCCAAAGCGUGGUAGAGUGAAAAAGGUGAAAACAGAGACUCAGGAAGAAACAGAAGUCCAGCCGGCUGUAGACCUACCAUCAAUUGCUACAGAGGUUGCUGCAGAUGCCACCGAAGGUGUAAAGACAUCUGAGGAAAAGGUACAGGGCAAUUUAGUUCAAACUGUUAUAAAAAGAAAGAGGGUGACUAAAAGAAGGACAAAAAUGCUAAAACCUCGUUUGAGAAGGUCGAGAGAGGUAUUUGAUCGACAACCUACAAGCUUUAACAGCGUUUCCGAAUAUUUCCAUUAUUUGCGCACGAUCCCACCCAGACUAACUUGGUGUGUUAUUGACGACAUCAAGCAACUAAAACGAUUUAUUCCACGCAUGUCACAAUUUACUACAAAUGAAAGGAAUCUUCAGGUAAAACUUCAGUAUGUUGAGAGUGAGUUUUCAAGGGUAAAGUAUGAACAGUAUAUAUACAAGGCACCAUCACCUCACGGAGAAUUGUUGUUAAGCCUAACUAGAGGUGUUUACAGAUAUUAUAAAAACUUCUUUUCCAAAAUCACACUUUCUCAUUUUCAAUCUUUUGAGUCGAACUUGUCUGAGGGUUAUUCAAGUGGUUUGAAGAUUAAUUCCUUUGUUAACUCUACGAUUAAAAAGAUAACUAAAUUGCUUUGUGGAGAUACACACAAGUGUAAAUCCGCGUUAAUGCUUCUCCUGGAGAUUCUCCUUCUCUUUGAUCACACAAUGAAGGUAUUCCUAAACCAUGAAUACUGGAAUAUACACCGCAUUGAAUGGAAGAAAGAAAUUGAACUGGUAUAUGGAUCUUUAGCUUCUUACAAAGGGAAAGAAGAUGGCUCAGCUUGUUUAUGCAGUGCUAAGCCUAACGAUGACGUUAUACACAAUAUGACUUUGAAUAGGGAUACCAUAAUAUUGGGAAAACUUUUGUAUAGGGCUGCUGAAAAAGUGGGACUAUUGUUUAGAUAUUUCGAAGUAUUCUCCGGUGACUUGUCUAUACCCAUCAAGUACCUUCUUCCAAUGAACACCAUAAAUUUUGAUGGUGUAGUGUCCGAGCAUAAGAUUUUUAACUUUAUUUCUGAUGCAAACUAUGGUAAGACAUUGGUGUACUUCCCAGCUGGAGCACUAGAAGCUCAUAACAAGCUCAAAGACUUUCUAUCAAACUACACUAAAUUUGAAAACACUCAAGAUAUUCUAUACCUUACAGAUCGCAUGAAAUCGUUUAUAGACUUGGCUCCAGCGGAAACACUUGAAGUUAAAAUUAAAUUCAUGAAGAUUUUCAAGGUUACCCAGACGAUUUCACCAUCGCAAGUUGCAGUGGAUGACUCAAAGAUGGAUACUAAUGUGGAUGAUAAAACAAACGAAAAUAUUGAUGAAAAUGCUAGUAAUGACCCUAGUGAAUCUACUGGUGAAAAUAACACAGAGAUUCCUGAAAAUAAUGAGAAUGUGGAACAAACCCCGAAUCCCAAUGGUACAGAUGUUAGCACGUCCGAGGGUAUGGAUAAAACAAAGGAGAUGGAGCCUGAACCUGUACAGAACAUUGAGAAUGCAGAAUACGAUCAGAUAGACUAUUGGUUUAUAGAAGUGAUUUGUGAAAGCAUUCCAUAUGAUGCUGAGGACGAUACAGAGUGUACGAGCCAAGAGGAGUUGGAUGAAGGAGAUGGAACACUUAUACCAAACCUACGCAAAAUAUGCAGAAAUUUGUCAAGACUCGAAAAAACACGUGCAACACGUAAGACAACAGAAGAAGCGGUUUUUGUACCUAGAGGUUCUGGAGCUUCUCCAUCUAAAACAUUCGCAAUUUUAGUUCCUAUACUAAAUAUUGUGAAAACUUCAAUUGUUAUUGACCCGAAAAUAGAGGAAUUUUUAGUACCUCACACACUGGUUAACAAAUCGUUACAACACAUAUGGAGGCAACCUAUGCGUUGCAAACAACAGGCCACACAACAAAACGGAACAAUUAGGCGGGCGAAUUAUGCAUCUGCCGAUAUUUGGCGUUGUCUUGCAAUAGAAUGGCACGAUAACAGAAAAGAACAACAGUUACAUAACCUGUGGGAUAUCACCUCCUAA
Messenger RNA from Theileria equi strain WA, 5772 nucleotides. RefSeq lists its product as hypothetical. Lineage: Eukaryota; Apicomplexa; Aconoidasida; Piroplasmida; Theileriidae. The record is from RefSeq and is a predicted model, not a curated record. The coding region runs from base 1 to 5772 and encodes 1923 amino acids. The transcript has a single exon.